This is a messenger RNA of Anarrhichthys ocellatus (wolf-eel), 2187 nucleotides long. RefSeq names its product thrombopoietin (gene thpo). The coding region runs from base 58 to 630 and encodes 190 amino acids. The transcript has 5 exons. NCBI's taxonomy places the organism in Eukaryota, Metazoa, Chordata, Actinopteri, Perciformes, Anarhichadidae. The record is from RefSeq and is a predicted model, not a curated record. Gene Ontology annotation, molecular function: hormone activity; cytokine activity. Gene Ontology annotation, biological process: cell population proliferation. Gene Ontology annotation, cellular component: extracellular region.
GAAGGAUGCAGGUUGACAAACCACAGCUGCGGGACACCAUGCACCCAGGAUCGGGUUAUGGCUUAUAGCAGACUCCUGCUGCUGCUGAUUGGAGUGAUAUAUCUUGUCCAGGCCAGACCCACUGACUUUUGGUGCAACCGUCAAGCCAGGAAAACUAUGGAGAAAAAGAUUCAGGGGCUGAGGACAGACAUGGUUGCCUGCGUGGGUGCAGACACUCUGCCCUCUCCUGUACAGCUGCCAUGUGUUUGGGUGCACGCAGCAGAAUGGGCAAAUCAAACUCUCCAGCAGAAGUGUGCAGAGGUGGUCGAGGCCCUCCGGAUGUUUCGAGCCGGCGUGCAGGGGACGAAGAAUCACUCCACAUCGGAGUGUCAGACCUCACUGUUGGAGAAACUGGAGCAUCACAUCGCAAACUACGUGGCCAUCGUCAGCAGGCAUCAGACACAGAACAGCACGGUGAUGCCGUCUCGCUCUGCAGUACGGAACUGUUCCAGCGUGAACUCUACCAGCAAAGUGCUACAACAGUACGGAUACCUGCUCAAGGGAAAACUGGAACGCCUUGCUGUUGACCUCCGAGACGACGUCCCAAAAGUGGAACAAAGGACAACCACGACUAAAGGACGUUGCAGCUAAUUUAACAAAAUGGAACGUAGCUCAUUUGUGCUGCUGAGCUGUGCUUUACUUUUGAGAACUGAUCCGAGAUGCGACAGGAUAUCAGGAGAUUGACCAGCACGUUGUGGACUAAGAGCCUCCAUCGUGUUGACGGAGACCCGAUAGGAAAGGACUAGGUUUGGGAUUGGCGGACAGAACGGUGUAGUAGUGGAUAUGAUCUGUUGUUUUUGCCAUUUAUACUGGAAAACGAGGAUGGACACGGGCAGAAACUAGUGAGUGGCUUUGAAAACCAACGGAGAUCAUAAAAACUCUCAGGGAGCGAUGGUUUCUUGCAGAUCUUCUAAAAGUUCUUCUUAAAGGUGCAGUGUGUGAUGCUUGGCCACAUGCUCCAAACAAAUGGGGGGGCAGCAUUUCACCUCUUCACUGGGUCCAAUCAAUCAAAAUCUACAGUCGUUAGACCCAAAAACCAACGAUGAUGUGUGGCGUCGGCCUGUAGUUGACGUUAUAGCUUGCUUGGCUCAAUUUGAGCAAGAAAACCAACCAAAUCGCAAACAUCGACGCCAUUUUUAAUGUUUUACCUUACAGUGAGUUGUUUCCGUUUGCUACACUAAACAAUAUUUUUGCCAAAUAGCCAAGGUUAGACGGUACCAGUCAGCAUCAAUCCUCACCUUAUUACUCGCCCAGAGAGACGUCUCUAUUGGUGGAAAGCCACGGUGGUGUUUGCUCAUGUUUUGCUUCUUUUUUUAAAUAUCUCUUCUGUUUCUUCUUUUUUUGCUGCAGAAUGGUGUUUCUUGAUCGGGAGCAGAUUUUUGAGAUGGUGAUAAAGGUUGCUUUGUCAAGAGCUGCAGCCAUUUUUGUGUUUACUGUUAUAGUAACCGGGGAAAGUACCUUUAACAUGGUUGUCAAUAAGCGCUGGGGACUUCCUCGUUCUCUCUUGUUGGACUGGAGGACUCGGUGCCAGAACAUUUCACAAGAGUUCAGGGUCCGACUAGAAUGCUGUUGUCACACUUUGGCUUUCAGUCAGACCCCAAAAACUAAUUUGUUCCCAUGUAUGUAUAUAUAUUUUUGCAAUGGACGCCACUUGCACCAGCGUUAAAAUGAGCAGAGUGUGGGCGCUUUGUUGGUUCUACUUGUGUGACAGGAAACUGUAGCUGUAGCGCCAUCUGUGGGUGCUGGAUGAGAGGUGCUCCGUGCUGGGCAUCUCAUCUCUUCUUCAUCUUCAUCUUUUAAACUGUCGAAGGCUGGCAAAUGUAACUCACUUCAUAUUUAAUAUUAUAUUCAACUCUCUUCAUAUGGAAAAAAGGAGAAAAAUAAAGCAGAAAAAAACAUUUAAAUGCAAAUAAGAUCUUCAAAAACUUGACACCGAUACAGUUAAAGAUAGACUUGGUGAUUUUGUUAAAGGGCCAGUGUGUAGCAUUUUGGACGAUUCAAUUAGCAUAAAUACAAUAUAAUAUUCAUAACUAUGUUUUUAGCAGUGUAUAAUCACCUGAAACUAAGAACCGUUAGCCCCUCAUGUCUACAUAGAGAGCAGGUCCUCUAGUCGUGUUAGUUCUGUCUGACAGGGCACUGUGUUUUCAU